This is a messenger RNA of Paralichthys olivaceus (Japanese flounder), 1889 nucleotides long. NCBI's taxonomy places the organism in Eukaryota, Metazoa, Chordata, Actinopteri, Pleuronectiformes, Paralichthyidae. The record is from RefSeq and is a predicted model, not a curated record.
GUUUUUCUGUGCUGUUCUGAGCAACUCUUGUUUUGCAUGUGUUUCAUGCUGAUAUGUUACAUUUAGUUAAAUUAGUUCUCAUAUUGAUCCCUUUUUGCAUAUUCGUGUUUUAUUGCAGGUAUUUCUUUGCCGUGUUGGCCAUCCUCACAGUUCUUGGAGUCCUGAAUGGUCUCGUACUUCUCCCAGUGCUACUGUCUUACUUCGGACCAUAUCCAGAGGUAUCACCUGUCGAUGGUCGUAGCCGGUUACCGACCCCAUCCCCAGAGGCCCCACCUCACGUGGUCCACUUUUCAGUUCGUCCUCACCACACCACCACGGCCACUAUCUCCGGUGCAGCCUCAGACUCGUCCGACUCGGAGUACAGCUCCAACACUACGGUGUCCGGCGUAAGCCAGGAGCUGCAGAACUACAACCUGCCCUCCCGCAGAGGGGCAACCCGAGCAGAGGAGCAGCAGUACCACCUUCAGACCAGCAGAGGCAGAGCAGGCAGGCCAGAGGAGGACAGGAGAGCAGGAUCAGGGCACAGGCGCUCAGGGAGACAGCCUGACCAUCCAGCCUAUGUGUCUUCGUCUGUCUCCUCUCAGGGUUGUGAUUCUGGGCCCCAGCCAGGAGCUACUCAGCGCAACAGCAGCAGGAACCCCAAGAGCCAGUUGCACUGGCAGGUCCCGCCCCCAGCCCGCCCGCGCAUGGACGCUUUUGAAACUGCUACUGAGGCUGGGGGCCAUUACGCCUCACACGGCCAUAGAGAACACUCAGCAGGCCACAGAGCCCGCUCUUCCCACAACCCACAACCUAAUCACCACCUCCCACACCACCACCCCAACCCUACCCCAUAUUGCCAACCCAUCACUACGGUAACAGCGUCGGCCUCCGUCACCGUUGCCGUUCACCCGGCCCCCUUGUCCAACCAGGGCCCCCCCACUUCCUCUUACCCAGGGUACACUGCAACGGACAGUUACUGCCCCUCAGGGCCAGAGGUACCAGAGGCUGCUUUCCAGGACCCGCACGUGCCGCUUGACACCCAGACAGGGUCCAGGGGAGACACGGUGGAGGCCAUGGAGCUCCAAGAUUUGGAGUUUGAGGCAGCUGAGAGCAACCACGUCAGACGGGCGAGCUGAGUUGUGGGGAACGGAAGUACAACGGCCAAAGAUGGACUCCUCUCUAUUACUAAGCAGCUGACCUGGCCUGGCACAGCCCAGCCUUGCAUAGCACAGCCCGGCUCACUCCACCCAACCCCCCGGCCUCAAAAAGCGAAAGACUCGCCAGUGUUGCCAUCAUGGUCAUGGUGCUCAUUCUUACUGUAACCCAGUGGACUAUUGUCUUAGAUAUUAGAUUCUAUCUAUAUUUAAAAGAUGUAUACAUAUGUAAAUAUGAACAAAAAGUAGCUAUAAUUUUAGGAGCCGUACAACUCCUCAUGGUUACAGACUGGGGCUGCCAUUUUAUAUGGUGUGUGUGUGUGUGUGAGUGUGUGUGAGUGUGUGUGUGUGUGAGAGAGAGAAAGAGAGAGAGAGAUAGAUUUCUGAUUACUGUUCACUCAUCUGUGGAUCUGUGCCAUUAGGAAGCUUCAUCCAGACAAAAGUACCUGCCAGCACGCAACGUUGCUGCUCAAAAUAUAUUUUUAAAUGAUAUACAUUUAUAACUCUAUGCAAAUGUCUUUUUAAACAAAAGAAGUGAUCUGUCUACUUAUAUGUGUGUGUGGGUGUGUGUGUGUAUGUUUAUACAUGUGUUUGUUUGUGUGUGUGUGUGUGUACACGUGUUUGUGUAUGUGUGUAGGGUUCUAUGAUGUGAAACAGCCCCAUUGUUUUCUGCCUCCUACAUCAGAUUCAUCCUCAGAACAGACUAACGUUUACACUCAUUUAAAACAUGAGGGAAAUUGUUAGUCAUCAAAC